Messenger RNA from Lycium barbarum (goji berry), 1762 nucleotides. RefSeq names its product ubiquitin carboxyl-terminal hydrolase 4-like. The coding region runs from base 275 to 1375 and encodes 366 amino acids. The record is from RefSeq and is a predicted model, not a curated record. Lineage: Eukaryota; Viridiplantae; Streptophyta; Magnoliopsida; Solanales; Solanaceae. Gene Ontology annotation, molecular function: cysteine-type deubiquitinase activity; cysteine-type endopeptidase activity. Gene Ontology annotation, biological process: protein deubiquitination. Gene Ontology annotation, cellular component: cytosol; nucleus. The transcript has 6 exons.
CAGAAAACAGUAAUGAGGAGCAUAAGUUAGGGGCAGAGGUGGAGAGAGAAAGAGAGAACAGAUGGCUACUUGACAGAGCGCCUCUACAAGCACGCCUGAUGACACAGUCAGCCCCAAACACAAUCGACAUGUCAAAGUCUAUUCUCUAGACCUCCCUCAUAAAUACCCGAUUUGUGAGUGAUGAAGAUUUGUUGAAUUUGAAGACCAAAAAGGAAAGAAAGAAAGAAAGAAAGAAAGAAGAAUAGAGGAGUAUUGGUAUCUGGUAGAUGGUCUCAUGGGUGCAACGGGUUCCAAGCUCGAAAAGGCCCUCGGAGACCAGUUCCCUGAAGGCGAACGCUAUUUUGGUCUUGAAAACUUUGGCAACACUUGUUAUUGCAACAGUGUCUUACAGGCGCUAUACUUUUGUGUCCCUUUCCGCGAGCAGCUGCUAGAGUAUUAUGCAAAUAAUAAAAGUCCUCCAGAAGCAGAGGAGAAUCUCCUAACUUGUUUGGCUGAAUUAUUCUCACAGAUAAGUUCACAGAAGAAGAAAACCGGUGUUAUUGCUCCAAGGCGCUUUGUACAAAGAGUCAGGAAGCAAAAUGAACUUUUCCGAGGUUACAUGCAUCAGGAUGCCCAUGAGUUCUUGAACUUCUUGUUAAAUGAACUCGUUGAUAUCUUGGAGAAAGAGUCACAUACAGCAAAAAGUUUAACUGCAAGGUCUCCUGAAAAAGUCGCAAAUGGAUCAUGUAAUGGUCACACAAAUGGUGUUAAGAAGGAGCCACUUGUUACCUGGGUGCACAAAAAUUUUCAGGGUAUAUUAACCAAUGAAACAAGAUGUUUGAGGUGUGAGACGGUCACAGCAAGGGAUGAGACAUUUUUUGAUUUGAGCCUUGAUAUUGAACAGAACAGUUCAAUUACUAGCUGCCUCAAAAAUUUCAGUUCAACAGAGACCCUCAAUGCGGAAGACAAAUUUUUCUGCGACAAGUGUUGUAGCUUGCAGGAAGCACAAAAACGGAUGAAGAUAAAGAAACCGCCACACAUCCUGGUCAUUCAUUUGAAGCGUUUCAAGUAUAUGGAACAACUAGGUCGUUACAAAAAAUUGUCUUACCGUGUUGUGUUUCCUCUGGAGCUGAAACUCAGUAACACCAUCGAAAACACGGACUCUGAGUAUUCUCUAUUUGCUGUUGUGGUUCAUGUCGGGAGUGGGCCAAACCACGGGCAUUAUGUUAGUCUUGUGAAAAGCCACAACCACUGGUUGUUCUUUGAUGAUGAGAACGCGGAGAUCAUUGAUGAGUCUGCUGUUCAAACCUUUUUUGGCUCAGCUCAAGAGUACUCGAGCAAUACGGAUCAUGGCUAUAUCCUCUUCUAUGAGAGCCUUGCCGCAAGCAAGAGCUGAUGAGAGUACUCACUCAUUGAGACCUAACUAUCCCGCUGUGUCUGCUUAACUUAUGUCAUGUUUAGCUUUCCCAUGGUUCACUGGAGUGGCAUAACGAAUGUUUAUGGUUCAGUGUACAACACGUAAGGGUUUGCAAGCUUUUUGACUUUGCUUUGACAAUAAAGAGAUUUAAAUCUUGGUAUAGAAACUUCAAACGAGAUGUUGAUACUGUAUUAUUAGCUCGUAACUGCAACAACUGCCAAUGAACAUUUGCAGAAUCUGAAAAGCAGGAAUAAGUUAUUCCUUUGUGUAAUUUUAAUCUGAAAAGCACCGCUCCUGUGUCGUUUCGUUUUGAGAUGCACAUUUAUGGACCUUGACUAAUACUUAAUUCCUUUUCUUUCUUAUUAA